AGCCGAUGCGAGACAUUCCCCAAGAUUCGGCGACUUCGAUAGCUUCGAUAAGGAAAUAACGAUAAUAACAAAGUUUCUCUACGAAGAGGGAGGUCAACGCACGAAUCUGAACCUCGCGUUCAUCCAGAGUCUUUCACGAGGACCAUGAAGUUCAUAAGCUACGUGUCGGACAGCGUGACGGACAACUUCGUGACCCGGACCCUGCGCGGUUACUCGAAGGGACCCGGUGGAUCAUCGCCGCCAGCCUCCGUCCUCGCGAGCGAAUCCACGCCCCCUGCAUGGGCCAAGCACCUGGUCCGAACCGGCGGCCUCUGCGUGCGCCUGGCAGGAGUCUCCGGGGCCCUGGCCGUCGCCCUUGGGGCUUACGGCGCGCACGUGCUCUUCAAGAAAGACGAUGUUCCCGAAGAGCUAAAGGAGGCCUUCGACAGAGCCAACCACUAUCACCUGCUGCACACGCUGGCACUUCUGGCGACGCCCCUCACACGGAGACCCGGACUGGUGGGUAGCCUGCUGACAGCCGGAAUGACACUCUUCUGUGGGUCGUGCUACAUCCAUGCGCUCACUGGCAAUGAGCAAAUCAAGAUGGCCGCUCCCUUCGGAGGCACGGUGCUCAUCCUUGCCUGGCUCUCCAUGCUGCUCUGACCGCACAGCCACUUUUAGGGCAAUUCCUCUCGCAAGCUGACAACCUGCUGCCGUGAGGCUGCAACUGCACGAAGAAAAAGUAAUAAUAAAGAAAGCUUUCACUAUUGUAACUGCAUGAACAUAAGAAAUGUAAUAAAGACAACUUUAUCUAUUGAUUA
Ixodes scapularis (black-legged tick) is the source of this 800-nucleotide messenger RNA. Its product is annotated as transmembrane protein 256 homolog. The record is from RefSeq and is a predicted model, not a curated record. The transcript is spliced from 3 exons. Lineage: Eukaryota; Metazoa; Arthropoda; Arachnida; Ixodida; Ixodidae. The coding region runs from base 145 to 642 and encodes 165 amino acids.